This is a messenger RNA of Photinus pyralis (common eastern firefly), 1194 nucleotides long. RefSeq lists its product as uncharacterized. The coding region runs from base 27 to 851 and encodes 274 amino acids. Lineage: Eukaryota; Metazoa; Arthropoda; Insecta; Coleoptera; Lampyridae. The transcript has 2 exons. Gene Ontology annotation, molecular function: DNA binding. The record is from RefSeq and is a predicted model, not a curated record.
ACAUCCUUCCGUCAAAAAUCAGCGAGAUGGAACAAAAAGCCGGCCACCGCUACUCGACCGCAGUCGGAAAACAGGAAUCGCCCGAUUCGUCGCAAGGGAGAAACGGAUCUUUACAAAGGGCGCUCCUACCGCAGAGAAUCGAACAGUCGGAGAGACACAUUCAGAGGCAGAGGCAAACAACAAUAACCGAGCAAUCGACCACAUCCUUUGGCGAAGGACCUUACCCUGGUGGCGACAAUUUUGUCAGGAAAGCCUUCCGCCUGAAAGGAGCUCCAGAGGAGUCUACAAGCACCAUACUGAAAUCGUUGGCACCUGCAACUCUCAAACAAUACAACAGGACCUAUAAGCUGUGGUGGGACUUCUGUAAGAAGACUAGAACUCAUCCUUUUUCUGCAAAUUCUACUGAGGUACUGCGAUUUUUGCAGGAUAUUUUGGAGAAUUAUAACCUAGGUUAUGGAUCCUUUAAUAGUCACAGGUCUGCACUUUCAUUAGUCUUAGCCGUCAACCUAGAGCAGUGUUCCUUAAUUAAGCGAUUUUUAAAAGGAGUUUUUAAGUUGAGACCAUCCAAACCUAGAUAUGAUGUUACCUGGAAUCCACAAAUAGUUCUUGAUUUUUUCAACACGGAAGAAGUCGUAGAUCUACAGACACUAUCGAAACGCUUAGUAACCUUGUUGGCACUGAUUACAGGACACCGUGUACAAACCUUUUCUGUUAUUAGAACGUCAAAUAUUGUUCGACAUGAGAAGGGAGUCAGAAUCUUCAUAUCGGACAAUAUAAAGACAUCCGGAUUGGAACGGUCGCAACCAGUGCUAGAACUACCGUUUUACCAGGUCAAUCCUAACAUUGCGUAGCUACCUUGCUGUUAAAAUACCUGAACAACACAGCAAACAUUCGACAUCCUGACUCGGAUCUGUUGUUUUUAACUUAUAAGAAACCACACCGACCAGCUACCAAACAGACCUUGAGUCGCUGGAUCAAAGACAGCCUCGAGUCCGCAGGCGUGGAUACGUCGAUUUUCAAACCUCAUUCCACUCGCCACGCUUCGACGUCGAUGGCUUGGCGAAAGGGCGUUUCUCUAGAGGCUAUUAGAAGAACAGCCGGGUGGAGUAAAAAUUCUGAAGUUUUCGCCAGGUUUUACAACAGGCCAUUAUAUCAGCAAGAUAACUUUGCAUUAUCAAUUUUGGAUAACCACGA